GGUAUUCCUUCUCCCGCGAAUUAAAACGGUCGCGGCGACGAAUGUCUGCUCCCCGUUAACAAUAGAAAUUAUCGUCAGAUUUUAAACCGUAUUUUGUUUUAAAUUAAAAAAAAGAAGAGGAGGAUUGGGUCGGCGCGAUGUUUCCUCAACAACGACAGCAGCAACAUUUCCAGCAGCAGCUACUUCAGCUCCAGCAGCUCAUUCACCAGCAGCGGCAGCAGCAUCGCCACCCUCACCCGCACCAGGGAGGCUCCAACCGAGCCAUGCAACAGCACCAGCACCAACACUACCACCCUCAACAGCAGCAACAUCAGCUGCCACAACAGCAGCAACAGCAACAGCUAAACCUACGUCCAACCAGUCAGCCGUCACUCCUUAACCCGAAUCCCAUGCUGCAGCGUGCCCUGAUAAUGCAGCAGAUGCAAGGUGGUCUUCAUGGUUACAGCAUGACUGCCCCAGGUCUUCAGCCAUUUUUCUCACCAGGACCCCGAGCAUCAAUUCUGGGCACCCCUCCCCUUGGCAUCCAGCUCCAGACACCUCGCAUCAGAUUUGGCAAUCAAUUGUUCCAGCAACAUCACCGAAGAUUUAACAAAGAUUUUAAGAGAAUGCAUGAUAUGAGAAGAGACCGCUAUCCACCAAGAGAGCCAUUCCGAGCAAAAAUGGAUGAACAGCAUGAUGCUAAUAAAAUCAACGAGGAAGCGGCAGGCAAUAAACCUGCCAAUGCAAAAGAUGCAGCUGGCUUUGCAUCUUCGAAAACUGAAGACUCUUCACAAACUGAUGAACCAGAUGCAAAAAGGAGAAGACUUGAGAGUGAGAAUGAUGAUAAUCUCAUUGAACAUUCUGAUGCUGGGGAGUCAGCUACAAGCAAGAGCAAACUGAAGGGAGAAGACAGAGACAAAGAAACCAGUGAAUGUGAAGGCAGUGGAGCUCAGAAUUUGGAGCACAGUGCAGCUAACACAGAGAUGCUCAGCACCAUGAGUACACUGAAAGUGACAAUUCAGCAGAGCAGUGAGAGUCGGGCAAUCAGUACAUCUGCACCAGACUCUGUGACCAAGGGUAGUGAGGACUCAACUGAGGAGAUGGAUUCUACACCUGCCAAGUUCAUCUGUUAUAUCUGCAAUGCUAACUGUUACAAUCAGAAGAAUUUUCAAAAACACAUGAAUGGAACUCGUCAUCAUCAGCGACUCCUGGAGAUUCAGCAAAUGAGUAAUGCUUGUCUGGCCACAAUGAUUCCGAAAUCAGAUGGAAUUGGAAGAGGCAGGGAAAGUGACAAGAAACGGCCCAGAUGGUGCAGCACCUGUCAGGCCCAUUUCCGAGGGAAUGUCAUUGAGCAUCGCAGGACACCGAGACACAAGCUUGCUAAGUACUCGCUGCGGCCUUUCUGCACUGUCUGCAGCCGACACUUCAAAACCCCCCGCAAGUUUGUGGAGCACAUGAAGUCGCCAGAGCACAAGCAGAAAGUGGAAGAGGUUAAGCUGAAGCGUAGCUCCCAGGAUAAAGACCAGGCUGGACAAGAUGAUCCAGAGGAUCUGAUCACUGUUGAUGCAGUUGGUUGCUUUGAUGAAGAUGAUGAAGAAGGAAUGACUGAGGAGGAGGAGGAUGAUAGCAUUUCUGAUUGUUUAAGUGAUAGGGAUUCUCAGGCAUUGCUGUCAGAGUUUGAGAAGGAGCCAUAUGAUGCUGAGGCUGUGUAUGGCCAGGAAUUUGUGGUCCCUGUGACCGGUUUCCUCUGCAAGCUGUGUCACAAAUUCUACCAUUCUGAGUCCACUGCCAGAUUUACCCACUGCAAGUCACUGAUGCAUUUUCAGAACCUUCAGGGUUACAAAGCACAAAGAGCCCAAGAUUGUUCAUCAGCUUCUGCUCAAGACCCAGCUCCGUCUGGGGUGAGUAGCUUUGGUUCAACAGAUGAUCACAAAUCAGGUCAGAAGGAGAUGAACACUGACACAACAUCUCCUGAAGCUGCUGCCAGCGAGCCUGAAACGGAGGAGGUGAGUGCUAAUGCUGAGAUCCAGGCUCCAACACUGUUGGGUGUUGAUGAUGCUGUUCCCAGCGUGGGCCAGGACAGUGCUUCCCCUUCUCAGAAUCUCCAGCUGAAGAACUCCAGUGAUGGAACUGGAGAGAUCUCUGAGAGUGCACCUGUCACAGUUUUUGCUAGCAAACUAAUUGAGACCCCUACACCAAACAAUGAAGCACUGGGCAGUACCAGUUUAGCAGUGGAACAGGUGUCUGCUUCUGAGAAAUGUGAAGGGAGUUCUAUUACUGGCAGUGAAGCUGCAGAUGAUGACCAGGAUGGAAAUGAAGAAUGUGACCUAAGCUUGACCAAGGCUGAGGAACCUAGUGAGACAGAGGAUGGUGAAGAGGAGCCCCUGGUUGAGAAGGAAUGCGAAGGAGUGACUGUCAAAGAGGAAAGUAAUGAUGCAGAGGCCGUAAUUGAUUGCAUACCCUUGGAAUUCAAUACCCCCAAAACGAGAUCUGGGAGGGCAACUAGAGGCCGUCGUUUCUCUGCAAGACGGAAGAAGUAAUGAAGGAUCCAAAUCUUUCUUUCUUACCACAGUUGGGAUAAAUGUGGAUUUAUCACUGUUAGAUUCACAGUGGACUGUCUAUCAGUGAUAAUGUAUUUUUCUUUCAUCAGUGAGGGAAGAUAAUGUGCAAGUCCACUGCUGAUUAUAAACUGUAGUGUCUCAAUGCAGUACCUGUUCAAAAAUAUUUUAGCACCUUCUUAUGAAUUGUAAAGUAGAGGCAACUUAAAUGCUCCAAAGAUUUUAGUGUUGUAACUUAGAGCAUUAGCCUUCAGUGUUUGCUUUUGGAAGUAACAUCACUGCAGUCUUUACUUCUUAUACUGCAGCUGGGUAAUUCCUUCUGUUUGAAUACUGUCCUUCACUGCUGAUACCUGAAUCUUAGGUAUUGUAAAACAAAGUAAUUCCUUGUAGGCUUGAAACCCGAUUUUUUAUUUUUAAAAAAGCCUCCCUUCAAAUCAGCAACUGCUUAUAGAAGACAUUAAGGUGUAGCAUGGCCAAGUAGGGUGCUCCUACUUGGAGCCCUUUGCUGUGGAUUAUUGCAUUGUAGUACAUAGCAAACUUGUCACUGAGUGUGAAGUAGAAAAUGGAAUCCUUUUGCUAAAUCCUGAUUAGUGGAUUUCACUUUUUUAAACAUUAGAAAAAACACACUUCCAUUUGCUGUAAGAUAGCUAACUGAUUUUCAUACUGAGCAAUAACAGAUUAUCUGCACAAUGUGCAAGUUGUACACUUGCAUUACAGAUGGUAGAAACAUAAUGUAGCAUACACUCACAGACUUACCAAGGUUGUUGCAUAAUUUCCAGUAUUGAUUCCAAAAGCACUCGUUGCUAUUUGUCCUUUCUUCCUGAAGGUGGGGGGGAGGUUAUGGGAGAGUGAUUGGGGUUUCUGAAGUGAGGGUUUUCAGCUAAAUCAGCACAGUGUGAAGUAAGGGUUUGGGGGGGAGAAAAGUGUUUUUGCCUGAGCUAUGGGUUGGGGGUGGCAUAAAGGUGUUUCUUUUGCAUGGUUUGGAAUCAGCUAUGAUGGAUUAAAAUGAAGCGGCUUGUGGGAAAAAGGUUUUUCGACAAAUUCACUGAAUCCCUUUCUCUAGACAUCAGUUCCUGAUGCUACAUGAUCCCACUAAAAAGCAUGCAGUUCUGACAUUAACAUUAGAUAUUACUAUUCUAGCUUUAUUGACCAAUAACUAAACUAGCAUUAUUUUUAAUGACCAAAAGGAUGUGGGUGAUAGUAUAAACCCACAUUUAUUGUAUCUCCCUAGGUAAUUUGAAAAAAAUAGUGGGCUGCUCUCCGUCUUUCCACAUUUGUCCUCACAAUGAGGGAAUUUCAGCAUGUUGAAUAGCAAGGGAAAGACAGUACAUAUCCAAAUCAGGAUGGUGUGCCUUGGAUGUUGCUGUUCUUGUCCAUCGGAGAGAUCCCUUGGACAAGGCACCAUCUCUUCAGCUACUUUAAGAAAAUCUCCCUUUGGCCAAAGAGCACACUAAGAAGCUGUUAACCUUAUUUGGGGGGGUCUAACUGUAAUGCCACGUAAUGCCAUGACAGUAGUGGGAUUGAAGUGUGAAAUUACAGCAGUAUUUAACAAGACUGGCCCCUGCCGUUUGUAAUCCAGCAUAGCCUUUGCUUUCUAGUCCUGGAACCGUGUACUCCAGGUACAGAAUGGGUAGAAUAGUUGGUGAUGGUUGGUACAGGGCUUGGGAAGGACUUUUAGGUUUUAUUUUGGUCUGUUGAUAUGGCGAUGCAAAUGCAAACAUUAAUUGUGCCAGCCAAUUUUCCAAGAAGUGCCACCAGUGAUUUUUUUUUUAAAUUUUGAAUCUGUUUCACUCAGUGUUCCAGUAAACUUGUUUUAAAACUGUACUGCGCCUAUGAACUACUACUUCAGAGGGGCCCAUUUCACGGUGUCCAAAAUAGUCAGCUGUCCUUGAAAUAACAGAAUCCUAAAGUAUGGAGAAAUUACUGCUUUCUCUGGCUUGGUUCGGCGUACAUGACUGUCCUUGAGCAGUGACUGCCCUGUACCCCAACCCAGAGUCCUGUGUCCCAGUUUAAGCUGCAGUAGGUCAAGGAAGUACUUUACUACGACUUUAACAACAGAACACAACUUGAUUUUAUAACUAAGUAACCCCUUUGAGAGCAGCAAUUAAACUUCAUUUUGACUGAGGAUGGAGGUUGAGAGAGGAGGUCAUACAGGUGUAUGAGACACUUGUUUGUGUGUCACCACAUUUCUCAUCUGAAUGCGCGCACACUUGUAUUUUUAAGGGUUGGGCUCCCAGGAGUACACAUGGUCCGAGACAUACAUAGGAUGUUCUUAAUUUAAUAAAGAAGUUGUCAACCAGAAAUAGGAUCAGGAGCAGACCCAUCUGUCCUGUUCCAUCACUCAAAAACGGUCAUAGCAGAUUUUCUGUCUUAACUUCAUUUUCCAGCUAUAUAUCUUAGUAUCCAAAAAUCCAUCAAUCCCUGUACUUUAAUGUACUCCGAAGACUGAACAUUUCUGGACUCUACGAUAGAGUCAAGGCAGAACUGGAAUCUGGAACAUUAGAUUCUGCUACCAGGUACACUGUCAGGGUUCAUACAGGACCCUUUAGUACAGUGGAACACCAGUAGAAUGAAGAAUGUGUUAGGUGUGUUUUUAAAGAAAAGUUUGGGGAUAAUUAUCACCAUAACCAAUUUGGCUUGUACAGUUUGACACAAGUCCCCGUGUGGGACCAGAAUCGAGAGCACGUUCUGCACAGGAUUGUUCACACUUGACGAUACUCCUCUAUCCCCAGACUCAAACCUCCUUUGUGAAAGGGCCAUUGUCCUCCAUCAGAUGGAAGAUCUUCAUUUCAAAUGGCUGUUGAAAAGAAUGUGUGUUUGCUUCAUCACAGUACAUGGUUCUCUGUAUUCCUUUUAAUUAAAUACUCCGAAUAGCAGUCUGUAAAGGCAGUACAGACAUCAGAGCAUCUGCUAUUUUUGACUGUCAUAUCACCACCUCAGAUGAGUCAUUUGAGAAUCUAGUGUCAUAAACACUUAUGAAUUGAUGUGAUGUUUGUAGUCUCACAGUGCUGUCACCUGCUCUUAGUUCAGUUGCUCUUACUUCAAACCUUUUUUGGAGAACCUGAUGGAAGAAAAAAGCUGAAUUCUUUAUACUAGAGUUAAAACCUGGAGUUAAUAAAAUGUGGGCCUUUUCUAAUGAAAACAAAAUACUGUGGAUACUGGAAAACUGAUACAAACAUGAAAAAUACUGGAGAAACUGAUAUUGCAGCAUCUGUGGAGAGAGUAACAGCUAAUGUUGAAUCCAUGUGACUGACUUGGUUCUGAAGAAAUGGCACCAAACUCACCGUUAAUUCAGUUUCUCGCGUCCACAGAUGCUGCCGAGUUUCUCCAGCGUUUUGUUUGUGUUUCCUAUGUAAUUUUCUUCCCAAAUGGUCCCAAUAUUUCAAACUGAGAUGCCAUGUAAUGGAAAUUUGUUCAAAUGAACUAUCCAUUUCUCCAUCAGGAGAAAGUGAGGACUGCAGAUGCUGGAGAUCAGAGUUGAAGAGUGCGGUGCUGGAAAAGCACAGCAGGUCAGGCAGCAUCCAAGGAGCAGGAGAAUCGAGAAUGACCCUCAUUCCUGACGAAGGGCUUAUGCUCGAAACGUCUCUUUUCCUGCUCCUCGGAUGCUGCCUGACCUGCUGUGCUUUUCCAGCACCACACUGACUCAGUUCUCCAUCAGGUUCUCAUUCCAUCUCCCUGAGCUGGACUAAACAAAGGUUCAAAUGUUGGGGUCCUUCAUCCAUGAUAACGACCAAGAAAAUUGCUUCUGUCAUUCGGACAGUACCUUAUUCACACUCAUUUGUGGAGGUAGAACCACUGUAUACAGUGCAGUGCAUAUACUCUUUUUAAUCUGUCUUAUGCAUCCUUGACCAAGCUGAUCUGUAAAAUGUCACAAAUGCAUCAUUAGCAGUUAACAAAUCCUCUUAAGAACAUGACAUUGGGUUUGUAGUAAAGGAAUAUUUUGGACGGACAGUGUUCAGUGUAUUUAGAGUAAUGGGGCAUUUAAAUGCUACUGUUUUUUGAAGAUGGUUGUCCCUUAUAAUGUUGAGUAAUUUUUUAAAAGUCAUUUCAUGUUGCUGUUUGUGAAUAAUGUCGUUUUCCCUUCUCCGAAAUAAAACUGUUUUCACUGUAA
This is a messenger RNA of Hemiscyllium ocellatum (epaulette shark), 6648 nucleotides long. RefSeq names its product cip1-interacting zinc finger protein-like. Gene Ontology annotation, molecular function: nucleic acid binding; zinc ion binding. NCBI's taxonomy places the organism in Eukaryota, Metazoa, Chordata, Chondrichthyes, Orectolobiformes, Hemiscylliidae. The record is from RefSeq and is a predicted model, not a curated record. The transcript is spliced from 15 exons. Gene Ontology annotation, cellular component: nucleus. The coding region runs from base 138 to 2519 and encodes 793 amino acids.